AAACGGACCUAGUGCCGGAUGUUGCCGUGCCGUCAAGAAGGGUGGCCUCUGACGUGUAGGCGGGCGGCGCGCACGCGCACAGAGCAAGAGCCACGCCAGCUUAGGGAGCUUCAGAGUGUGAUGCGGUGACGCCUCUAUAGAAUUAUGGCAGCGGCUGACGAACUGGCCUUCCAUGAGUUCGAGGAAGCCACAAAUCUUCUGGCAGAGACCCCAGAUGCAGCUACCACUAGCCAAAGUGAUGAGCUGACCUCCCGAGAGCACGUGGCUGUGGUUGUGGGUUCAGGCAUUGGCUAUAGAGCUGAAGUAGGAGAGGAAGAGGAUGACAAGACAUCACUUCUACAGGAAGAGAAGCCACAACCCAGAUUUUGGACAUUUGACUACUAUCAGAACUUUUUUGAUGUGAACACCUCCCAGGUCUUGGACAGGAUCAAAGGCUCCCUGCUGCCUCACCCUGGCUACAACUUUGUGCGGCACCAUCUUAGAAAUCGUCCGGAUCUAUAUGGCCCCUUCUGGAUCUGUGCUACUCUGGCCUUUGUCCUGGCGGUUACUGGCAAUCUCACUUUGGUGCUUGCACAGAGACGGGACCCCUCCAUUCACUACAGCCCCCAGUUCCACAAGGGUAAGCAGAGUGGGUGGGCUCAGCUCCUGGAUGCCAGGGUUCAAGGGUAUGCAGUAACUGCCCACAUUGCAUCCCUAGUGACUAUAGCAGGUAUCACCAUCUACUGCUAUGCGUGGCUAGUGCCGCUGGCACUGUGGGGCUUCCUCCGGUGGCGCCAGGGCACGAGGGAGCGCAUGGGGCUGUACACCUUCCUGGAGACUGUCUGUGUCUAUGGCUACUCACUCUUUGUCUUCAUCCCUACUGUGGUGAGACUGGCUUGGCCCUUGGGGACUGCUGGGAGCUACAUGGCUCACCAGUAUGGUCACCAGCUGUACUUGUCACAUCAGGUCCUGUGGCUUAUCCCCGUGCAGUGGCUGCAGUGGCUCUUUGGAGCCCUGGCCCUGGCCCUGUCAGCUGCUGGGUUGGUAUUCACACUGUGGCCUGUUGUCCGAGAGGAUACACGGCUGGUGGCUGCGGCACUAUUGUCUAUUGUGGUGCUGCUUCACACCCUCUUGGCGCUAGGCUGUAAGCUCUACUUCUUCCAGCCACUGCCUCUGGACCAUGUGGUACCAGCUCCCCAAGCCACACCUCCAUCUCAUAAUGUCCUGCUGCCCAGUUCAAUCCAGCCCAUGACAACCUUCUAGGAAGGCCCACAGGCCAAACUCAAGGGGGAUACUACUUGUCCUGCCCUCCGUAUGAAGAUUGGAGGAUCUUGGACCCUGGAGACUACCCUACUGUUUUGCAGGCUUUUCUUAAAAAGCAAACACUUUUAUUUUCUAUGCAAAGGUGAUCCAGAGAAUUUAUAUAAAGGUGGGGAGGGGCAGCCGAGCAGGGAGUAUUACUGUUGGACAGGAGAGAGCCUGGUUCCCAGCUGCCUGAGGGCCCUCUGAUUCCCUGACAGGUCAGGAGAGUGGCACAGAGCAGCUCUUGCCUUUGCCAAGGGGUUCUUGUGGUGGGCAAAAGCCCAGCCUGAGCUGUGGCCAUUGAGGUGAGGACUCUAGGGCAAGGGAACAGGGGAAACUGCCUGUGCUUAUUAGUCACCCUUCCUUGUUUGCUUUUCUUUUUGUCUGGGGGGAGGUCCCUGCUAGGCCCCUUCCCAGGGAUGCUGUCUUGAGAGAAGUAAGUGGAACAUGAAUGUUAGCUAUCAGGAGAGGAUGCCUUCCUUGUGUGACAGAUCUUUGAGGUUUCUUGUCUGCCCCACUAGCCCAGGGUGACUCGCUUUGGGCUGCCUGUUCCAGCUUUUGAUGGAGGGCUUCAGGGCUCAGGACAGGACAGUAGCAGAAAGCAGGGGCUAGGCCUUUGGACAGCUGGGUAGUUUGUACAUUCAAGUUUGAGGUGAACCCUUUGGUGGGAGGGGGCUGUGCCCGCCCUAAAGGCUUGGCAGGGCCACCCCUCACCUAGAACCUCUGGGCCUAGGGACAGGGGCUGCUGGCUUGGCCCGGCCAGCCGGGUUUCUCAGAGGGUCUGUGGGUUGACACUGGUUCUUUUCGUAAAAAAAUAAAAUUAAAAAAAG
This is a messenger RNA of Mastomys coucha (southern multimammate mouse), 2111 nucleotides long. It is a transcript of the gene Yipf2, whose product is annotated as Yip1 domain family member 2. The record is from RefSeq and is a predicted model, not a curated record. The coding region runs from base 145 to 1242 and encodes 365 amino acids. Gene Ontology annotation, molecular function: small GTPase binding. The transcript has 8 exons. Gene Ontology annotation, cellular component: Golgi apparatus; membrane. Gene Ontology annotation, biological process: vesicle-mediated transport. Lineage: Eukaryota; Metazoa; Chordata; Mammalia; Rodentia; Muridae.